UGGGGGUGGUGGGGAAGCGUGGCGGGCGGGGGCGCCUGCCCGCGGAACCGCCACCUGCGGGCGGGGGCCGCUGUCUCCGCCCCCGCCGGGGCCGGCUCUAGCGCAGCUGGGGGUGAGGGAGGACACGCCGGGCCCCGGGAGGCCUCUCGGCCCUCCUCAUGGGGCCCCGAGCCACCGGCCGGGGGGCACGUCCACCGUGCGAGCGGCGACCGUGACCAUGUGCUCGCCGCUGGCUGCGGGGACCCGGCUGCCUACCGGAGCCACCCGCCCCGGGCCCGCCGGAGACGGCUCCGGGAUGAGAAGGAGCUACCGCUCUCUGUGGAGCAGCGGGGACGAAUCAUACUCAUCAGAAUUAAAUUACUUGCUGUCCGCAUGCAGUCUAAAAAGGAAAAGCAGAUUGAGUUUACUGCAAUAUAAUGUUACAGAUUCUCAAAGGAACAUAUCUUCAUUUUCAAAAGAAGAAAAUAAAAUGCCAGUACUCACUCCUGAAAACAGAUACUUAACUUCAAGAGUCACCAAAAGUUCACUUGAUGGCUGUUUUCUCUUUGAAAAUAGCUGGAAGAAAGCAGUGCUUGAAACACAAAAGAUGAAAAAAGAAUAUUCCUCAAUAUUUGGUUUGAAAGAUUUCAAAGAAGUAGAUACAAUUCCAUCUCUACCAGAAGUGCAAAGAUACAGAACAAAUACAGAGGCUCCACUAGAUGUGCUUAAAAGACAUCCAUAUACUGCUCUGAAGACACCUAGAAUCAGAUUGCCAACAGAGAAGAACUCUAAGAAUGAAAUUCCAAGUUUGACUGAAGAUAUACCCACUUGCCUGCCAUCAUUUUCUUUACCUCAGAACCCUGGGCAGCAAUCUGUAAAAGAAGAGAAUUUCAAAAACAGGUCAAUGAAGAGUAACCAAACAGGCAGCAUGUUAUCACUUCAGGAGAAAACAAAACGUUUUGGUUUUAGAAGUCCUCUCACUGGAGCACCACCAGAAUAUUUACAGAGACUUUCUGAACUGGCCAUAUUAGAAUAUGAUACUAUUCGUCAGGAAACAAGCAGAAGACUGAAAAAAGUCAAGAAACAAGAGCUGCCAUACUGCUGACAAAUACUGUUUGGAAUGGUAUUGUUUUCUUCACUGGUAUCUGAUGUAUGUGUGUGUUGUUGUUGGGGUUUUUUUUUGCAGUCAUGUGUAAUAUGAUUCACCUCAAAAUGGAAGUGUAAAUAGCCAAUAAAUAUUUUAUAUGUUUAUAUACUGAACAGUAUGUGAAAUAUUUUGUGAACAUUGAAAGGAGACAUUUAAAUUCAUGUCUCAUGGGAAGAUAUACAUAGUAGAAAAUGUGUAUAUCUUAUGACAUAAACAUUCACUAUACUUUGUGUGCUAUUCGUAAUGCCUAUAAAUGAACUAUUAGUAUGGAUGAAUUUGUAAGCAUUGUAUUUAGUACCUGGUUUUGAUAUGGGGCAAAUCAAAGAACCUUCUCCUCGAGAAACUAAACCAAAAGACAGACACACCA
Molecule: messenger RNA, 1493 nt
Organism: Dromiciops gliroides (monito del monte)
Lineage: Eukaryota; Metazoa; Chordata; Mammalia; Microbiotheria; Microbiotheriidae
Gene: C1H8orf89
Product: chromosome 1 C8orf89 homolog
Exons: 9
Coding region: 218-1084 (288 amino acids)
Source: RefSeq, a predicted model, not a curated record